AUGUUUUUGUGGGACUGGUUUACUGGCGUGCUGAAGGGCCUCGGCCUCAUGAACAAAUCUGGAAAAUUGAUGUUCCUCGGACUCGACAACGCCGGUAAAACCACCUUGCUUCACAUGUUGAAAGACGACCGCAUGGGAAUCCACGAGCCAACACUGCAUCCUACUUCUGAAACGCUUUCCAUGGGUGGAAUGAAAUUCACGACUUUCGAUUUGGGCGGUCACGAGCAGGCCCGCCGAGUGUGGAAAGAAUACUUCCCAGCCGUCGACGGAAUCGUCUUCAUGAUCGACUGCGCCGACCAAGAACGUCUCUACGAAUCCAAGGCUGAGUUGGACCAGCUUCUGACAGACGAGCAAGUGGCGAACGUUCCCGUCCUCAUUCUUGGCAACAAAAUCGACAAGCCGGGCGCUUGCUCCGAAGAACAGCUGCGACACUUUUUCCAAAUGGCGACCACGGGGAAGAACGCGCCGAGAAUAGACGAAUUGAACACGCGCCCGAUCGAGCUCUUCAUGUGCUCGGUGCUGAAGAAGCAGGGCUACGGCGAGGGCUUCCGCUGGUUGGCCAACUACAUCAACUAG
This is a messenger RNA of Oikopleura dioica, 576 nucleotides long. The record is from the annotation of a GenBank genome assembly. Lineage: Eukaryota; Metazoa; Chordata; Appendicularia; Copelata; Oikopleuridae.